This is a messenger RNA of Drosophila persimilis, 3016 nucleotides long. RefSeq names its product protein GPR107. NCBI's taxonomy places the organism in Eukaryota, Metazoa, Arthropoda, Insecta, Diptera, Drosophilidae. Gene Ontology annotation, cellular component: membrane; Golgi apparatus. The record is from RefSeq and is a predicted model, not a curated record. The coding region runs from base 76 to 2394 and encodes 772 amino acids. Gene Ontology annotation, biological process: transport. The transcript is spliced from 7 exons.
CGUAAUAAAUUUUGAUAAAGAGUCACAAAAGGUGCCACGAGACGACAACAUCGCGAGAGGCGAAAAUUCAACAAAAUGCGUGCGCUGAGGAUAUCCCCGAAGCAGGUGCCACCGGCGCACAUCUUAAAUAUUAAAUCAAUAGUUUUGCUGGUUAUUGUCACACUAUUGAGCGCUCCCCAUGCUGUGCUAUCGCGUAAGCAUCACCUGGAAGUUCGCAACGACAUGCGGCCCUACAUUGCACUGAGCACAUUCGGUUUUUACACCAACGGCCAUUUGGAUGUGCAGCUCAGUAAGCUGACCAUUGACGGAGAGAAUUCCGCGGACUUGUUCGGUCUCUCGCUGGACAAGACAACCAUUGACCAAUUGAAUCCCUAUCUGGACUCGCAUCAAAACAAAUGCAUACUCGAGGAGCCGCCAAAUAUGCAGACCAGGGGACCCAUACUAUUCUUUGUCCUAGAUCUGAAGGAGCUAAAAGUUCGCGUAAAGUGCUCUCCCGAAUGGGGCAAUAUGCACAUCUACAAAGAUAUCACCUCGCGGCACAAGCGCAACUCUUUGGCCAAGGUCAGUGACUCGGCGCUCUUCAGGCAGCGUCGUGAUGUCCCACCGCAAUAUUCUGCCGAAGGCGCCGAUGACUUGGACGAACAUUCAGUGGAGGAUCCCACUGAUACGGAGGAGCUGAGACAGCCACAUGUCUUAAAACCAUCGCCGCCAAUCGCCGUAGUGGGUAAAAUCGAAAUGCCAGUCGAUGCAAAGCCCAGCCCCAAAGUCUCGGCUGAUCCCAAAAUGCAGAAUGGGGCUGCUCCCGAGACUGAGAAGGCAGCACCGGCCAAGAUUCCCGAACAACUUAUCCUGGACAAGGAGCGUUUAAAUUCGCUGCCUAAUCCCGUAUACAAGCCACAGAAGAAGGCUGAUAUCAAACAGGAGGCUGCUGCCGAGCCAAAGGCUUCUGCUGCUGUUGCUGCACCCAAGGAAGCGGAAGUUGCACCAGUCCCCAAACAGCAGCCAGUGGAAGCGCCAAAGGUGGCUUCAGUCCCACCAGCAGCUGCUGUAGCAGCAGGCUCAGCGGCUGACACUGAAUCCGACAAGACCAAAGUCGAAAACGGUGCUGAAGAAGUGGCGCCAGCUCCUGUUAAUCCCUGGCCCUCUGAGCUGGACCCCUUUCCCGGCGAAAGUCUGCCCGAAAUGGGGGAGAGCAACAACUUGUACAAGUCGUACAAGCAAUCGCAUAAUGCACUGUGCAAGGACUCUACGCUGCCGCUGGACAGACAGGUCAUCCAGGGCGUGACAUAUUACAACUUUACCUUCUCCAUGCUGGUGGCCUCACUGCUGGAUGAGGGCCUCUACAACUUGUACUUCCAUGCCUGUCCCAAUUACUAUGCGCCCAAAAUAGUGUCCUUCAAUGUGGACAUUGAGGAGAAUAACAAUGGCAACUAUCUGUCGGCGGGCGAGAUGCCCCUGCCCGCGCUGUACUUUAUGAUGAGUCUGCUCUUCUUCCUGUCCGGCCUCUUUUGGGUGUUCAUCCUAAAGAAGAGCAAGCACACUGUGUAUAAAAUUCAUUACUUGAUGGCUGUGCUGGUGUUCCUCAAGUCGCUCUCCCUGAUGUUCCAUUCGAUCAACUACCAUUUCAUUGAGAAGCGUGGCGAGCACGUGGAGACCUGGGCCAUACUCUACUAUAUAGCCCAUCUGCUCAAGGGGGCUGUGCUCUUCAUAACAAUUGUCCUCAUUGGCACUGGCUGGACCUUCAUCAAGCACAUCCUCUCGGACAAGGACAAGAAGAUCUUUAUGAUCGUGAUUCCACUGCAAGUUCUGGCUAAUGUGGCCCAAAUCAUCACAGACGAAUCGGAUCAGAGCGAUGCCGAGUUCCGCACUUGGCACAACAUUUUCUUCUUUGUGGAUCUGCUGUGCUGCGGUGCCAUACUGUUCCCCAUUGUGUGGUCCAUACGGCAUCUGCAUGAGGCCUCGGCCACCGACGGCAAGGCGGCCAUCAAUUUGCGCAAACUGAAGCUCUUCCGCCAGUUCUACAUUAUGAUCGUUUGCUAUAUCUACUUUACGCGCAUCAUUGUCGAUCUGCUCCAGAUGACGGUGGUGUUCCAGUAUGCCUGGCUAGACGAAAUGUUUCGCGAGAUGGCCACCUAUGUGUUCUUCGUGCUGACGGGCUAUAAAUUCCGCCCAGUUUCAUCGCAUCCAUAUUUCACAGUGCCCGACGACGAUGAUGACGAUGAGGUGGAGGUACUCACUGGUUCUGGCCUUACCGAAACAGUGCAUCGCAUCAAGCCCCUGAAUCGUGGCAGCCAUGGCAGCGGCUCUGCUGGUAGCAUAACCAUCAUCGAGGGCAAUGAGGAUGAGCGCGAGAAUCUCAUUGCAAAACGAGAAUCAAGUCAUGAAUACGAUUAGGCGAUAAGAAAACACACACUAUACAACCAAUCCAAUCUAUUUAAAAAUAUUCCAAUGCAUAGUCUUUAGUCGUCCCACAUGUUUCCCUCUCCCCCCACGAAGGUCUCGCCGGAUCUUCGCCCUGAAAUUCUAGCAAUAUACUACACAAGUUUACCCGCGAGGAAGAAAGGAUUGUGUGUGUGUGUGUGUGAAUUAGGUCUUAUUUUGGUUCAGUCCAGCAAACCUUUUAUUACGUUUAGUAUAACAUUAUGAUACACUACAAAUACUUGAGUUUAAAUCAUCAUCGUAAAUAAGAAACGAAAAGUAGCUACCAGUAGCUUAGAAUUGAAUGGGAAGAGAAUAAUCUCAAUUUGUGAACGGCACAGCAUUCAGUGGACUUCAGCGAGAGAGAGAGUGAGAGAGAGAGGAGGCCCCGUCCAGCGCCCAGGCGGAAGACACAUUUGUAAAUAAUUACCUAAUAAUCCAACGCACCGAACGCUGCUUCUGAAUCUUCCCCGGCCCCCCUCCCCCCUCUACUAUAUAUAAAUACACUAUACUGUAUAUGUUUAAACUUAUGUAUAAUUUUAACAAAAUAUAACAAAGCUUUAAUAUAUAAACCAGGAGAUUAAACAUCUUAUACCUA